AUGUCCGUCUGCUCCAGCGACCUGAGCUACAGCAGCCGCGUCUGCCUUCCUGGUUCCUGUGACUCUUGCUCUGACUCCUGGCAGGUGGACGACUGCCCAGAAAGCUGCUGCGAGCCCCCCUGCUGCGCCCCCAGCUGCUGCGCCCCGGCCUCCUGCCUGACCCUGGUCUGCACCCCAGUGAGCUGUGUGUCCAGCCCCUGCUGCCAGGCGGCCUGUGAGUCCAGCCCCUGCCAAUCAGGCUGCAUCAGCUCCUGCACGCCCUCGUGCUGCCAGCAGUCUAGCUGCCAGCCGGCUUGCUGCACCUCCUCCCCCUGCCAGCAGGCCUGCUGUGUGCCCGUCUGCUACAAGCCUGUGUGCUGUGUGCCCACCUGCUCUGGGGAUUCCUCUUCAUGCUGCCAGCAGUCUAGCUGCCAGCCAGCCUGCUGCACCUCCUCCUCCUGCCAGCAGGCCUGCUGCAUGCCUGUCUGCUGCAAGCCUGUGUGCUGCAAGCCUGUCUGCUGUGUGCCCAUCUGCUCUGGGGCUUCCUCUCUGUGCUGCCAGCAGUCUAGCUGCCAGCCGGCUUGCUGCACCUCCUCCCAAAGCCAGCAGGGCUGCUGCGUGCCCGUCUGCUGCAAGCCUGUGAGCUGCGUGCCUGUUUGCUCUGGGGCUUCCACUUCAUGCUGCCAGCAGUCUAGCUGCCAGCCAGCUUGCUGCACCACCUCCUGCUGCAGACCCUCCUCCUCCGUGUCCCUCCUCUGCCGCCCCGCGUGCAGGCCUGCCUGCUGCGUGCCCGUCCCCUCCUGCUGUGCCCCCACCUCCUCCUGCCAGUCCAGCUGCUGCCGCCCGGCCUCCUGCGUGUCCCUCCUCUGCCGCCCUGUGUGCUCAGGUCAGAAGCCCAGCUGCUGAUGGACACGCCCCCCAGUGCCAGCCAGGCUCAGCUCCCACCUGGAAGCUGAUAGUCACAUCCUGAAUUGCUCCUGCACUUUGACCAUUUCCCAGUGUCUGCUAUUGAGCUGGACAAUGGAAGAACUGAAUGUCUAUACUCAAUGCUGCAGCCCUUUUGGGGGGGGGGUGCUUCUAGAAAGUUCCCAAGGCAGUGGCCUCCCCUCCAUAUCUCCCACUUCUCGUGAGGGUCAGCUCAGCCUUGACCCGUGAGGUCUCUGUCCUCCUGGCUCAGAGCCCCAGAGCCUUCCCUCAAACUGACCAAUAAAGGCCCUGAGACUGCAAUGGCGCUG
Mandrillus leucophaeus (drill) is the source of this 1214-nucleotide messenger RNA. RefSeq names its product keratin-associated protein 10-12-like. The transcript has a single exon. The coding region runs from base 1 to 885 and encodes 294 amino acids. Gene Ontology annotation, cellular component: keratin filament. NCBI's taxonomy places the organism in Eukaryota, Metazoa, Chordata, Mammalia, Primates, Cercopithecidae. The record is from RefSeq and is a predicted model, not a curated record.